ACUUUUUUAUUCUUCAAUGUUUUCACUUGGAAUCAAAGGUGCACGUGUAGAAUUAUAGAGUUAUAAAUAUAAAAAAUAUUAAUUUGUGCGGAAUACAUCAAAUUGUCCGUAAUGACAAUACAACUUGAUAAACGGGGCUUAAUGUCUCUAAUGCGAACAGAGAAUGAGCGUAUUAUGGAUAUGUUACUUACUUAUAAUGUGCCGGACUCAAUUGAAGACAUCGAAUAUGAUGAUUAUCUGCUGAAUAAUGAAAAGUCUGCUGCAAAAGCCAAAAAUGCGUUGGAUGCGCGAAAAGCAACACCAAUUGACGAAUUGCAGGAUCGUCUUAAUAUUAUCAAAAACAAGAUGAAAACCAAAAAGCGUCCCGCGUCAGAGCGUUCACUAAAGAGACGUGAAGCAAAAAAGUUGAGAAAAAAUAAAGAAGUUAAAAAAAUAUUGGUCUCCGCGGCGAAAUCAAUUAAAAACGAAAAUCAAAAACAUGGAAAUGUGCGUGAGGGUGACAACGAGGAUAAAAAAGAUAUUAAAAAAAUAUUACCAAAACCUGUCUUCAAUGAGGAAGGUAAAAUUGUAUUUUCUAAAUUUGAUUUUGCGUCUCAUCCCGGUGCCAAAGUAAAGAAAUCACAUCAAAAUCCUCGUGAGAUUUUGAAGAAAAUAAAACAAACGGAUAAAAAAAUAAACGAACUCAAAGAACAAGGCGAAGUAGAGAAAGCUUCUGAAAUAAAAAGUGAAAUGGCUUGGAAGAAAGCCUUUGAUAAAAUUGAAGGCAAAAAGGUGAAGGACGAUCCGAAGUUGUUGUAUAAGGCCAUUAAAAAACGAAAGAGUGAAAAGAAGAAAUCUAAGAAAGAUUGGGUGGAACGUAAACAAAAGGUUGAGUCGGGCAUAGAGCAGAGACAAAAGAAACGGCAGGAAAACAUCAACAAACGCAUCAAGGAUAAAAAGACCAAGAAACUGAAGAAGUUAUCCAAAAAGGGACGGGUGAUACCCGGUUUCUAGUAUGUAUAGUUAAGCAAUUAUUUUUAAGAUCCUAAUAAAAUAAAUAUAAAAAAAAUAGAUAAAGCUGGCUAUUCUUUGAAAUUUCAUUCAAACAAUAUUUGUAUUCGAAAGAUUUUAGAAUAAAAUAAUUCUUUCAUAAAUUUUCUAUCAUAAAAAUAAAUUGCUCUAAGUGCGCUGAAUUUGAAGUUAAUAAAAGAUCCUCUUUCGUUAUACUCCUUUCCAGUAGAGGCAACGAGUUAACCAAUACAUUACGUCACGUAACGUCCGUUUUAUAGCAACGUUCUGAAAACAGCUGUUUAGAACUUUGCAUAUCAGCUCGGCAUUCGCUGAACAUACCGCAGAUAACAGUUGCUUGUGAUGACAUUUCAUUUUUGCAUAUGUGUGGUAUCCUUGUCGUAUAAUUAUUUCAACCGCUGUUGACGCCGUCGCAAAAACAUAAACAGUGUUGUAUUUUGAAAUAUUGUGCUUGAUUUUACAAGUCCGUCAGUUGAUAUUCAAAGUGAAUUGCAACCCUGUUCACAGCUGUCUGUCAAUUCGCAUAAGGUUUCGCAGUCGCAGCAGCGAAAUAAAGUUGAUAAUUGACAAAGACAGCAAGGCGAAAGAAACAUAAAAAGUCAGCAGUGCAGUUGAAAAUGAAGAAGUUUGCAAACGGUAUAAAGAUAUAAAUGCAAAGGAGGAAGUAAAAAAGCAAAGAAAAGCGGAGAGAACGAAAGAAAAAUAUAUUUUGACAACGUUUUUUCCAUUCGCGAAACGAACUACGUCUUAUAAAACAAAAUAAUCGGUUUAAAAUUUAGCUGAAAUACAAAAUU
This is a messenger RNA of Bactrocera dorsalis (oriental fruit fly), 1802 nucleotides long. RefSeq names its product surfeit locus protein 6 homolog (gene Surf6). Gene Ontology annotation, biological process: ribosomal large subunit biogenesis; ribosomal small subunit biogenesis. The record is from RefSeq and is a predicted model, not a curated record. Gene Ontology annotation, cellular component: nucleolus. Bases 112 to 993 code for a protein of 293 amino acids. Gene Ontology annotation, molecular function: DNA binding; RNA binding. NCBI's taxonomy places the organism in Eukaryota, Metazoa, Arthropoda, Insecta, Diptera, Tephritidae. The transcript is spliced from 3 exons.